AUGGCUGUUUUAACAGAAGAGAGCUUGGACAUAAAUCAAGAUGUAGAAGAAGGGAUAAACGAGUUCAACGUCGAGGAAGAAUUACCCUCGUUUUUCCUAACAGUGCUUGAUAGAGCGGAAUACCUUAUCUGCAAUGACAGCAGAAAUGUAAGUGGAAUACAAACCCUUCUUGUUGUUCUUGAUCAAACUAUAAGUUUGUUAAGAUUAAUACUCGCGGAGGUUGACGAAGAUGAUCAACAACAAUGGGAGUUGCUCGCCGGCUGCUUUGAAACUAUCGCACAAAAUUUGCAGCAACACACUCUCGAACUGUCGUUGAGGCCAACAAACGUAACUUUACUCAGAUGUGAUAUUAGUCAAACAGGAAGACCUGGUAGACCCUCAUUCCUAAUUCAACCAGAAAUGUUAGAAGAUCUCUUGGAGCUAGGCUUCUCAAAACAAAGAAUUGCCAGAUUGUUAGGCGUCUCUAGGUGGACUAUUCACAGAAGGGUUCUGGAAUACGGACUAUAUCAUGUGAGUGCAUUCAGUGAUUUAUCUGACACAGAAAUAGAUGAGAAAAUUAGAGAUUAUAUUAAUCGCCAUGGAAGAACCACUGGACAGGUUUUUUUAUUGGGAUAUCUCCGUUCCAUUGGAAUUCAUGUGCCAAGGAGACGAAUCCGUGCAAGUAUAACAAGAGUUGACCCAGCUAAUGUUGCGUUAAGGUGGGGUGCUGCUGUUUACCGUAGACACUAUCAGGUGCCAUGGGCCAAUUCCCUGUGGCAUUUAGAUGGACAUCACUCGCUAAUAAGGUGGAGCCUGGUCGUACAUGGAUGUAUUGAUGGCUUUUCGAGAAGAAUAAUUUUUCUCCAUUCCAGUGCAAAUAAUCUAGCAAGUACUGUACUCAAUUUGUUUCUUAGUGCUAUUGAAAGGGAUGGGGGAGUUUGGCCUUCGCGUAUUCGAGUAGAUCAUGGUGUGGAGAAUGUUCUGGUUUGUGAAGCAAUGGUGGAAAAUAGGGGAGAAGGUCGGGGAAGUUUCAUAGCCGGGCCAUCAACACAUAACCAGAGAAUCGAGCGGCUUUGGCGGGAUGUGUUUCGCUGUGUCUGCCACUAUUAUUAUUAUAUAUUUUAUGCCAUGGAAGAUUCGGGAAUUCUUGACACCAGCAAUUCUCUUCACAUGUUUGCCUUACAUCUGGUAUUUCUCCCAAGAAUCAAUCUAGCUCUUCAUGAAUACCUAGAAGCAUUUAAUCAUCAUAAAAUACGCACUGCACGGAAUUGGUCACCUUAUCAAAUGUGGGUAAAUAACAUGAUGAAUCCAGAUAACCCUUUAUCAAGUGGGCAACAUGACAACGUACCAGAGAAUGUGGAAUUUUAUGGGUAUGAUCCCCAUGGACCAUCCCCAUUUGAGGACAGUAACAACAAUGUUGUUGUACAACCAGUAAACAUUGCAAAUGGGAAUGAGAUUCAAGCACAGAUUUUGCAAGUUAUAGAUCCAUUGAUGCCCUCUGUGCAAAUGGGUAUUGAUAUUUAUGAAGAGGUUUUAAGUCUGUUAGUUAAUUAUGCACACACAGAGCAGUAA
This is a messenger RNA of Paramuricea clavata, 1551 nucleotides long. NCBI's taxonomy places the organism in Eukaryota, Metazoa, Cnidaria, Anthozoa, Malacalcyonacea, Plexauridae. The record is from the annotation of a GenBank genome assembly.